Molecule: messenger RNA, 2182 nt
Organism: Helianthus annuus (common sunflower)
Lineage: Eukaryota; Viridiplantae; Streptophyta; Magnoliopsida; Asterales; Asteraceae
Product: plastidial pyruvate kinase 2
Exons: 12
Coding region: 178-1920 (580 amino acids)
Biological process (GO): glycolytic process
Cellular component (GO): cytoplasm; chloroplast stroma
Molecular function (GO): magnesium ion binding; potassium ion binding; pyruvate kinase activity
Source: RefSeq, a predicted model, not a curated record
AAUAAAAUAUUUAGCGGAACCCUCCAUCAACUACCAAGUCACUGAUGUUGUGCUGCCUCUUCGAUACAAACGAGAAGUCGCAGCAACCUCCAUUGAUCUCUCUGCAUAUAUCAUCAUCUCUCACAUUCAUUUCCACCUGAUCUGAUCUGCUCCUCCUUGUUCAGAUUCUAACGAUCAAUGGCGGCGCAAGUGGUUGCUUCGAAGCUGACACACAGUUCCUUUGCAUGCCCUAAUUCUUCCAAAAACCAGAUUCAGAAGAUCAAACAACCUAGUGGUUUUGGUUCUAAAGCUGUGAUUGGUAACAAUGAACAAGAUCAAACCAGACUGACUUACAAACAUCGUUGUGUUGUUGUUAGCGUCACUUCAAGGAGACAACAAGAGCUCCAAGUUGUUGUUCCGGUUACACCUGAAGACGUACCUAAGAUUGCAGAGCCAGAUUAUGAUACACCGGAAGUUUUGCAGCAGGGGGACAGAUCGGUAAGCAUGUGGUCAAGGCCCUUAGUGAAGCGCAAAACAAAAAUCGUUUGCACAAUCGGUCCAUCCACAAACACCAAGGAAAUGAUAUGGAAACUGGCUGAGGCGGGGAUGAACGUAGCAAGGUUAAACAUGUCCCACGGAGACCACGCGUCCCAUCAGAAAGUUAUCGACCUUGUUAAGGAAUACAACGCUCAAUCUAAAGAUAACGUUAUUGCAAUUAUGCUCGACACAAAGGGGCCCGAAGUCAGGAGUGGAGACUUGCCUCAGCCGGUUAAUUUAGUAAGUGGCCAAGAAUUCACGUUCACGAUCAAACGGGGCGUUGGCACAUCGGAGUGUGUAAGCGUUAACUAUGAUGAUUUUGUGAAUGACGUGGAAGCUGGUGACAUGCUUCUGGUUGAUGGUGGUAUGAUGUCAUUGUUGGUGAAAUCCAAGACCGAAGAUUCAGUAACAUGUGAAGUUGUCGAUGGCGGAGAGCUCAAAUCGAGACGCCACUUAAAUGUUAGAGGAAAAAGUGCAACUUUGCCAUCCAUCACUGAAAAAGAUUGGGAUGAUAUCAAAUUUGGAGUGGACAAUGAAGUUGAUUUCUACGCGGUCUCCUUUGUUAAAGAUGCGGAAGUCAUUCAUGAGUUAAAGAAUUACCUCAAAAGCUGCGGUGCAAAUAUCCAAGUAAUUCCAAAAAUUGAAAGUGCAGACUCGAUACCGAACUUACAUUCAAUUAUCACAGCAUCAGACGGUGCAAUGGUUGCAAGAGGAGAUCUUGGUGCAGAGCUGCCUAUUGAAGAGGUUCCACUGUUGCAGGAAGAGAUCAUAAGAACAUGCAGGAGCAUGGGGAAAGCGGUGAUAGUUGCAACGAACAUGCUUGAAAGCAUGAUAGUCCAUCCAACACCAACGAGAGCGGAGGUAUCUGACAUCGCUAUUGCUGUCAGAGAGGGUGCUGAUGCGGUUAUGCUUUCUGGAGAAACAGCUCAUGGAAAGUUUCCUUUAAAAGCUGUUAAAGUUAUGCACACAGUGUCGUUGCGAACUGAAGCAAGCAUUACGGGUGGUGUCACACCCUCUAAUCUUGGUCAAGCCUUUAAGAACCAUAUGAGUGAAAUGUUCGCGUUUCAUGCCACAUCAAUGUCAAACACUCUUGGAACCUCACUCGUGGUUUUUACUAGAACCGGUUUCAUGGCUAUUCUAUUGAGUCAUUAUCGACCCACUGGCACCAUCUUUGCCUUCACAAACCAGAAACGAGUGCAACAGAAGUUAGCUUUGUAUCAAGGAGUUUGCCCCAUCUAUAUGGAGUUCUCUAAUGAUGCUGAUGAGACCUUCGAAAACGCUCUCAGCACCUUGAAGAAACAAGGGAUGGUAAAAGAAGGUGAUGAGGUAGCGCUUGUUCAAAGCGGGAGGCAGCCGAUCUGGCGGUUCCAAUCCACACAUAAUAUUCAGGUCAGGAAGGUGUAAACACGAAAGCCGAGUGAACAAAAUUUAUGGUUACACAUGACAUAAGGUGGUAUUGUCAUUUCGUUAACAAACUUAUCUUGAUUAUUGAUUUUUGUCAUGUAUUAUGUAUGCCAAGAACCCUAAUUAUGUUGAGUGAUUGAAUAUGUAUCAAAUAACAAAGUCUAAUAUAGGGUUGUGUGUGAUCAGAUUGUGUUCAAAGUUGAUCUCAACGCAAAGCAAGUUGAUGUGACUUUAAAGAGAAAAAAAAAGAGUUUGGUCCUAA